This is a messenger RNA of Nerophis lumbriciformis (worm pipefish), 2037 nucleotides long. RefSeq lists its product as uncharacterized. Lineage: Eukaryota; Metazoa; Chordata; Actinopteri; Syngnathiformes; Syngnathidae. The record is from RefSeq and is a predicted model, not a curated record. Gene Ontology annotation, molecular function: actin binding.
AUGGGAGGGGAGCAUGGAGGGCUUUCUGUUUCCUGUUUUGCGCCGCGCGCCGCAGCAAAGCACUUCCUGUCCAGGGAACGAGGCGAGAGGUGGACUAAAGACUUUGUGCUGCACAUUUGCACCAUAACCGUGUUUGUCAUGGCAGCAGUGCCGGAGGACCCCGACAUGGCCGCCCCCCCGCCGCCACCCCCUCCUCCCAGUGCUCCACCUGUACAGGUGCGCACAGUCACUACACCAUGUGCAGCAAGGAAGGGAUUCAUUUGGCAAUCUCGCGUAAACUACGUCGACUGGGUCCAUAUGAAUCCCCUUCAAGCUGGACUGGUUAGAUUGUCUCAGAAGACGUUUCGCUUUAUCAGUUCACGCUCCCAGACAGAACAACUCUCGUCUGAGAGGAUGGUGCUGGAGUCGAGGGCGAAACCAUCCUUGUGGGGACAUGUGCUCACCUCCAGCUCAUUUUUAAUUGAGGGCCACUUUGAGAACCGCUGGUAUAGGCCUUGUAUUCACGCCAAAAUCCUAACAGAGCGAAAGCACCCUUGUGGGGGCGUGUCCUCACCCAAGAGGGUAAACAUGUUGGAUCCAGCACCAUCCUCUCAGACACCCAAUCAAUUCCAAGCCCUGAGGAUACAAAGACCUGAAGGAAAGGACAUAUUCCCAGUGACAGCUGUGCCGCAUGUGUCACAGGCUCCAGCGGAGGCUCCCAAGUGCCACAAUGGCGGCAGGAACGCUCUGCUGGCUGACAUCCAGAAGGGAACCCGGCUGAGAAAAGUCACGCAGGUCAAUGACCGAAGUUCUCCGGCCGUGGAAAAGCCCAAGACCGCGAGUGCAGGUGUCUCCAACAACGUCGGGGCCUCUCAGGGUCCAUGUGCAGGUGGGGCCCCCCUGGCACCGUCCCUAGGUGGGCUCUUUGCUGGCGGCUUUCCCACACUCAGGCCCAUAAAGCAACGUGACGUGGUGGGCAGGACCUCAGUGUACCGCUCCAGCUCAUCGGCCUCCCUCAAGCCGCUGUGGACCACGCCCACUUUCGCGGACCGUCCACCCACCACCGCCUCCUCUUCCGCCCCGCCCUCGCCCACUCACGGCGCCAAGCACCUGGCCCCGCUACCCGCUGCGCCGCCUCCCGCACCCUCUGCUCCUCCGCCGCCGCCGCCGCCACCCUUCCAGGACCGCCCGACAAGCAAGCCCCCGCCUCUUCCCUCCUGCCCUCCUCCUCCGCCCCCGUCUCACCCCACCAAGCCCACCUGGCUGCCCAUCCAGCAGCACCAACACUCUGCCCACCUGCAGCCGUCGACUCCGCCCCCGCCUCCACCCCCGCCUCCACCGUACCACCCUCCAUCUCUACCGGGGGACCGCUCCUCGUGGUGCUUCUACCCUCCACCGCCCCCAAUAGUGUGCACACAAACGGCCCGGUUCCCCAUCCUGCGUGACUACAACCCGCUCGGACCUCCGCCCCCGCCGCCACCUCUACCUGCUUCUUACACCCCCAGCUGCCUGGCCACUCAGCCGCCGCCUCCGCCCAAGAUCCCCGCUGUCCCGUCACCGGCAUUGCGCUUCCCGCCGGCGUCGUACCCCUGCAACGCCCCGACCCGACGGCCGCCCGCCGUGCCGAGAAGCGCAGCUGCCAGUCGCCUGGCUCCUCCCCCAGUCCCUCCAGCACGCUCCUCAUCCACUGAGCUGACCGCCCGCAUUCCUCCCCCUCCACCUCCCCCUCCGCCCCUACCCCCGUCAAGUGUCAGGAACGGACACCUGCACAGUCUGGAUGACUUUGAGUCCAAGUUCCAGUUCCACCCCUUAGAAGAUCUACCUCCUCCCGAUGAAUUCAAGCCUUUUCCUCGCAUCUACCCGAGCAAAGAAAACCCAGUUAACUCCGCCCCCCACGGGAUCAGGCCACACCUCAGAUGAGCCUCAUCACCCACGCAAGUUCACAUUGCAAAGACAAUAGCAAGAUUCAGAGAGGAAUGUUUUGAAUUUGUGAGAGAGGAGGACUCACCCUACUCAGCCACUAAAUCGCUGCCAUUUGCUUGUAGUAUCACUCUUAAA